Molecule: messenger RNA, 16171 nt
Organism: Xyrichtys novacula (pearly razorfish)
Lineage: Eukaryota; Metazoa; Chordata; Actinopteri; Labriformes; Labridae
Source: the annotation of a GenBank genome assembly
GCGCUACCUGAGCACUCGAUGUCUCAUUCCACCACGAUCAAACCUGCCGGGAGGGGGUUUCUGUUCAGCAGCUCCACAGCAAGCAUUUCAUCUGGAAACUUGAACGGAAUUUAUAUAUUUAUAACUAACACCGUCGUUUUAUUUAUUUAAAUUACGCGUCAACGUCUAGAUAACUUUAUAUACGUAACUCAAGGUCGUUAAUUAUACAAGAAAGGAAGUUAACGAUUGAGCAUAGCCGGGCCGUGCUAACAAAGAAAAUCCUUUCUCUUCAGAAAUAAUCCCCCACUUCUCUCUUUAGUUAUGAGUCAUGUGGUCGUUGAUAAUCCACACGGUCUAGAUCAGCAGGUGAGUACUCUAAUGUGUUUUCUAUUGUGUUGUUUUCACUAAAAAAUGUUGUAAUUUUCCGCUACGCACAUGUAGUUUCGACCGAGAAAGAGGUCUGUUAGCGCCGAGCUAAGCUAACGCUGCGGCUGCUAAAAUGGAGGUUUGAUGUCGCUGUGGAGGAGGUUGUGAUGGCGGAGCUCCUCUCUCCACUGUGCCAGUGAACUAAUUAACAGCUACUCUAGUGGUUUUUACUCACUGACAUAUCGAAAAAUAGUCCUAAUCCAUCUAAAAAUUACUAACCCUGUAUUCUCCCCGGGUUUUAUUCGACUAUGCGGCUAUUUUCGACUUAAAUUGUCGAUAACGAACGUGCCGGUAUCCUGAGCUAGCCCGGCUAAUGUUCGGCCUUCUCGACCUGAAACGUGGCGCAGGAAAAAAUGUUGGCACCGGCUUCAUCGACUGUUUAUGUUUUUGAAAGCCGAAGCGCCAGAGCCAACAAAUCAUUCAGUUGUUUGAAUUUGGAUCCGUUUAAGCUGUUAAUGAGACGUUAUUUCGAUUUUUUACAUUAUUUUUCUGAAUUGUCAGCAAUUUCUGGUCAGAGUAACCGAAAACUCAAUAGCAGUGUCAUGUAUCAGUCGAUUAAUCGAGUAAAAUUGAAAACGGUUAACACAAAAAUAGGUGUUUUUUGACGGAAUUUUGACUACCGUUGUGUUAUGACGACGCUGAAGUUAGCAUCUCAUUCGUAGCUUCCGAUUCAAGCUUGUACUAGUGAGGCUUAAGGAACAAGGUCUUCAUCAGAAACCACCUCACCUAGACCGUUGGAUCUAGACUAGACUUGUGAUUCCUUCAGUCUAUAUGAGAUUCUGUUAAGAUGGGCUGUUUAUUGUUUUGUCUGUCUUGGCCUGAAUCCCAAUACUCAGACUUCUCAGAUGAUCAGGUUUACCAUAGUGUGUGUGUGUAUGUGUCUUAGUCUUAUAAUCGAGGAAAAUAUUUAGGAAAGAUAACUGGUACUUGUAAAAAUAAAAAAAAAGCAAACUUGAUUUUGUCUGUUCAGACAAUGAAAAACCAGGACUGAAUUCCAUACCUAGACUUGUCAGAGCUAGACAAGAUUAUGUAAGAGGGUGUGCAGUCUGAGUGUGUCAAACUUUUAUUCUUGAUUUAAAAAUCUUAAAUAGGUGCUCUUUUGUUGUAAACCCCCCAAAACAUGGACAUCCCACACAUGACAGGCCUUCACCAAGUAGCUAUAAAAUACAGUUAGGGUUUUUACUCUAUUUGUGAAAUUACUCCAAAAGAGGCAGUUUUACUUCUUGUUUUCUGUCUAGACUGUACAUAUUGAGCAGGUCCGUAUCCAAACCCCCAAGACUUCUUAGAUCUGAAGUAGCUUUUGUUUGUUAAACCUUUAUUCUGAUGGUGAAAUCUUGAGGAACUGCAGUUUUUUGCACCAUCUUUAAUUUUCGAUCAGCUCCUGUUGGUGUGUGAUCUAUACUAGAUUAAAAAAACAUGAAAUCGUCAGUCUUUAUUAAGGUUUUACAAAUUAACAAUUGCAUCUUUGCAUGUUAAUUUAUUUUAUAAGCCUCAGCACUGCACACAUUGUUCUCUUUGCUCCAACUUCCCCUUUCUCUGGGUUCUUAAAAAGAAAAGAAAUGCCAGUCUCCGUGGAAAAAAUGUGAACUUUGUUUUCGUAUAACCAUGUAAAUAAAAUAAUUUAAAUUUUCACCCCUUUUCUUUGCAGCUUGCUGCCCUAGACUUGAACUCCCCUGACGGACAAGGCGGAGGAACUGGCAGUAUGUAUUGUAAAUGACUAUAUCAAGCCAUAUUACAUCUGAUUACAGUUUUUGUAGCUAGUUGUGUAUAGAAAACAGGAGAGGUUUUACCUAACCGAACUAAUCAGUGCUUUUUAUUGUGCAACUGUGAUAAAACCUCAGUAGUUUGGGAGUAAAAUGCAGCAUCUAUUUAUCUAUUUAUCCAUUUUUUGGCUCUCAGUCUGGUGAAGUAAACCAGACUCUUGAAAUAUGUUUAUCUGUUUUUCCGUUCAUAAAUGACGUGUUUCUGUUUUCUCUCCUCAGGGCGUUACAUUCCACCACACCUGAGAAACAAAGAUGCUCCUAAAAAUGGUAAGUUUGAUGGACCAGUCAUCUGCUGAGCCACGGUAAGAGCACCCACACAGGUCUGAGGUGUGGUGUUCUCACUGUUUAAACCCAUCAGAGCAUGGUAAAAGCAAGCACAAUGAGAAAGGAAAAAAUGGUGAGGCAAGAUUGGACACAUUGGUCUUCACCGGCUCAAAGAUGGCUGCAUUUGCAGCGUUCAGCUCAUUCCCACCAUGUGACCGUUACCCAGCGCACAGAAUGACGAGAGAGCCAUGUCCAAGUGGUCCUCUGUCUGUGCCUGAAAGCUUAUUUUGGCAUUUCGUUCGAGGAUUUCUGUACAAAAAAAUGAUUAGCCGGGAAGUUUCAACACAACCUGCUCAUAAAUUCCAAACCGUCUGAUUUGAAUUGACAUUUUAGAAAAACACAAUCUUCUCAAGUUUAUUUUCCCACAUUUGGAACGAGGAGUGCUAGCUGUUGACUGCUCUGAUAAAGGGGAAAGUAAAGGGAGGUGGGGUUGUAUAAAUAUUGACAUCUCUUUACUUUGAAUGUUUUUUUUUUCAAAGCCAGGAUGAGAUUUAAUAAGUUUUUUUUUGUGCUGCUUUAGCCUCUUAAAGGCUCUUAUUCAGAACACACGCCUGGCAUAUACAGUCAGAUAAUUUUAACCUUUUUUUUAAUAAACAUCUUGGAACUAUGAUUCUGUGUCAUUGCACACUUGACGUUUUUCUCGUUUUACUGUUUUCUUGUUCCACAGCAGGAAAUGCUUAUUCCGCUGCUAGACAGUGCGGUUAUACAGUGGCACCAGUAAAUCUCUGUAAGUCCCUUCUGUCUGCUUUCGCUGAGGGCAAUCUGCAUUUUCAGAUGCAUGAAGUAGCCAUUAUUACACAGCAGCAAAGGGGGAGAGGGAUGAGUUAGAGCUAAACACCUCACUGUUAAUUCAAAGUUAAUUCUCUGCUGGGAUGCUCGCAGUCCAAUGACAAAUAUAUCAUACCAUAAGUAAAGAGCAAUUUGACUUAAGCAAGAGCUUGUCAAAUCAGUGCUGUUUUAAUUUAAUUGCUAAUAUUUUUGUGGCAGAUAUAUUGGUACACAUUUAUUCACUGUGUAUUCAGCCCAUAUCUCACCUGCAAUGUCGCUUAGUUUCUUCAAAACAGUGCCCACAACCAUGGCAGGCAGAGUGCCAGCAAAGACAAAACGAUAACUGUACAACAGGAUGGGAUGACUGCACGAUUGGUAACUAUCAGUGUCAAGUCAAGCCCCAACACUCUUACUGCAUGAGCCAGUAAUGAUGGGAGAGUCUUUUUAUAGCCUGCUUCCCUACCUUUGCUCAGGUUACCCAAGACUGGCCUCUCAAGAGCUUGCCUUUUACCAUGCCUACAGUGGGGGUUGGCGAAACAGAAGUGGUAUACUUUGACCUCUACCUGCAUGUCAUGCCAUUUACGUACUGGCAGAGUUUUUUUAAUGGUGUAUUUUAGCUGAACACCAGGGCUAAAUUAACAUGCCCUUGCUUUGGCAUGGUCACUUAGGAAAGCAGCAGAAAUCUGGGCCUAACAUGUUUGUCAAAGCUUGCAAGUGAAGUGAUGCAUGGUGAAGGUGCGGCUGCACUGCAUCACUAGUGUGACUGUUGUACUAAUAACCACACAAGAUCAGCUGUGAGAGACUUACCCAACACCUCCUUUUUAAUGCAACACUCAAACUCUGUAACCUUCAAGUCGAGGAAUAAAAGCAGGGGUUUUAUUUUGACAUUAAUUCUUACAGUUUUACAUAGUUACAAGUAAAAUCCAGAUUAUUGAUAAUCACAAGUUCUCCUUCUUUUUAGCUAUUAAAAGACCUUUUAGCUUUUUAGUGUUUGCCAGUGGCAUGCUUUGAACAGAAAUAAAGAGAUUAUAAAACACAAAGCUGAGAUCAUGAGUGCACUCAGGCCUUUGUUCGCAGAGAUUUCUCUGAUUAGUCAUUUGUCUUUGGUGUGAGUUUAGAGCAGCCGCUAAAAUCUCCCUGUGCAGUAGGUGGCGGAACAGAAACACACUUCUUUGGCACAUGAUUUGACACUGGUGACUUGUAGCGUCGGUCUAAAAAAGCAGUGCUAGUUAAUUAAAGAGGCUGUUCUCCCCAGCCUGAUCUUUGCUGUUUGCAGACUGAUUAUCAGGCAUGUGAUGAAAACGAUGCACCAGAUUUUUUCAGGCCGGGAGUUGGCAGAGUGUCUGUGUCAAUUUGUACCCCGAGUGGAGCUCUUUCUUUGAUUAAAGGAACGAGUCAAAUGAAUUUUAAAGUCUUUGAAGUCGAGCAGGCUUGGCAGAAAAACCCGGAAUAUGGCGUCAGUUUGUGGUCGGGAUCAGGAGUGUGACUGAUUUGGUACCAUGAUCAAAGAAGGCAAAGAGCGCAUCAGUGCUCGCCUUUUAUAUGGAGGACUGGGCAGAACUUUUUUAUCUCCUGUCUGAGCGACUCGUGUUUACUAGUAAGCCAUAUGCUAGUUUUAAAUGAUGCAUGGUUAAUUCCGGCUUAUACAAUAGGAAUGUUGUUUUUCCCCUCCUUAAAUCUAAAAAGGCAUUUCUUAAUGUCAUGUAAAAUCACCAACUAGAUCAUUGCAAGCUUCUCACGUGACAGUUUUCGAAGUUUAAAGGUAUUCUUGUAUAUUUAGUAUCUCUGGUGCAUUACAGCGCGCUCUUACAUCAAUAUUGCGUUGUGGUGGUACUUGUAAGUUAGGUCGUGUUUUUGUCUGAUGUGAACUGAUGUAACCGGCUUUGAAGAUGUUUGCAGUGUGCACAUCCAAACAGGGCUAAGCAAUAAAACAAUGAUAGUAUUUAUUAUGUAAAAUUUUCGAUCGAAAUUGGGAUGCCUGAUAUUGUUUUCUUCAGACAUUCGAAAUGUCAGUAUUGACAAAUACUCCCACUAAUGAUAAAUGUAUUUGACAAAGUAUGUGAAUUAAAAAAACUUGUCUGCUGUCUGACACUGAAAAAAUUUCUAUACUGCCAACAUGUGCGAGCUGUUAUCAUAUACACGUAGUUAAUGCCUCACCGUUUAGGGGAAUAAUUAUCUGCAGAAAUUUCACAUCUGUUGAUCCUGAUAACAGACUUGGCAGGCUGAUACAGAUAUCAUGCCGAUGAAACUGCAUCCCGAGAAGUACAAUCAAUCUAAACCUGUAAUUGCACCACCCAAACACUAGAUACACUUGAUGUUGAGGUGGAAGAAGACACCAAGCAGCCAACAAUCAUGCUGCAGGCUUGGACAUCAAGAGCAAAACAAAAAAGCAACAGCAGACAAAACGCAAUGCCCACCAGCUCAAGCAAAGCUAACAACCAUGGAGAGCUUUACCUUCCCAGAUGUAUAAAGGGAGCAGGGAAAGAUUCAAACUGCAGCUGCAAACAGUCUUGUCCUUCUUAAGAUACAUGUGAUGAUUCCUCAGUACCACCAAGAGUUUGCUUAAGCGCUUAAAGUUUAGUUUAGUAUGACGUGAACUCACCUGCUCAGACCGGUUUCUUAGAUGGACAAACUCUCACUUGUCUGGCAUGGAUUUGAUUAUUGGUGUGCGUGUGUUUGUGUUUGUUUUUCGAGCAUCAACAUGCUUCAUCAUUGGAAGCAUUUAUCUGUUGGUCUGCAGGAAUCGACCAAGACCUGCACAGAUGCAGCCUUAAAGAUGCAGCAAAGCUCAUCAGAGGCUGUGUCUGUAUGGCCUUAAUGCUGCUUUAGCCCACCAACCCCACCCCCACUUAGCAGCCCUUCUAGUCCUCCCCCACCAGCCUCUUCUCAGUGUGCUGAUAACAGUGAGGCCACAAAUGGGGACGAUGACGCAGCUAGUGUGCUCAGCGUAGUGUCCCAAACAGUAGAUGUCACCCUUUUUAAAAAAACUAAAACCAGUCCUUAGGAUGUAGGAUAUAGAAAUUUAACAAAUUCUGCAGCUUGUCACUUGCACAAGUGUAGAACUUGCUUCGCAUAAUAUUCAAUACUCACAGUGUGACACAGAGGUUGUUGCUGCUGUUUAACUUAAAGCAAACUUAGUCCUGGUUGUGGUCUGUUUGCAUCCCACCCGUCAGGAAAUUUUGCUCUUGAGUAAAAUUAGCUCUGAAAGAGAAACUCAUGACAGUUAGAUCUUUUGAUGUGUUUUAACAUUUGCAGUUUGUCUUUCUUCUUUGAAGCCUCUAACUCAGUCUCCUUCUCCCUCUGUCUCCCCAUGAAGAUUCUCCCGGAUGGGAUGGAGGACGCAGCAAUGGAUUUGUGAAUGGUUACCACGACAACCGCACAAACGGGGGCUUUGGAGGCCGAGGACCCCCUCGCAAUGAUAGAGGUGGGCGAGGCGCCUACCGUGGUAACAGGGGUGGAGGCUCGUUUAAUCAACCAUUACAGAAUGCAGGUGGGGAAAUCCUGUCGUUCCUCAGUAUCAAUAACUAGACGUAGACAAACAGAAGUAGUUAAAAAUCUAAGGUCAGCCCUCCCCCCACCCUUGUUGAAGUCAGAAUGAUGUAACUCUGCAUUUAGAUAAUGGCUCUGGAGAUCAGAUUUGAUAUUUUUAGGAGUUUACUUAAUUCAGCGUGACUUUACUUGCUCAAAGGGAUUUACUGUGUCCGGUUUUGGUAAGAAAACGACGCCCACCGGAGGCUGAUUCCUAAAGGGAAAAAAGCCUCCCUCAUCUAAACGUCAUCUGAAUUUUGGUUCUUAACAGGCUUCGGCAACUAUGAGAACAAGGACGGAAACUGGGGCGGACCCAGAGACGCAGCCUACAGCAGCUUCGGAGGACGCAACGAUCGCGCCAAGACCGGCUUCUACAAUGACCGUGGGGCGGGCUCAAGAGGAAGGUGUGUGGUUGUGUUCAUUUUAUGUUUUGCUUUUAGUUAUUAUUAUUAAUAUUCAUGUCCAUAUGAUGUGGUGAUGGGAUUUAAGACAAAAUAUUUUACAUUUAGCUGAUCUUUCUUGUUUUUCGCACUAUAAGGCGCACCAGAUUAUUUAUUUUCCUCAUUAUAUAACUUCGGGAGGCUACGGUAGCUGCAGUGCUCUGACAAGUCAAAAGGAUUUUAAGUGCGCCUUAUAGUGCGAAAAAUCCGGUAUUUUAAAGUCUCCAAAAUAGCGACAAAUCUUACCAAACACAAGGCUCUUUAAUCAGCAACUAUUUUUAUGAGUACUGAACAUGUAAAGGGGAUCUUUCUUCAGCUACUUUGACAAAGAUUUCUCAAGAGAAGUUUGAGUAACAUUCUGUUUCUCAACACUCUAACACUAUAGAUAUGAACGUGGAGGCUUUGCUGGUGGAGGAAACACUCGCUGGGUGGAGGAUGUCAGAGAGGAGGAUUGGUCCAAGCCCACCGCCCCCAAUGAGCGCCUGGAACAGUAAGUUAGAUUUCUGUUUGCAAGCAACAGAAUUCUUCUUUUCUGCUUUCAAUCUCAACUUGUGUGACUCUUUUUUUUUUUUCUGUCCAGUGAGCUUUUCUCUGGAAGCAACACUGGGAUAAACUUUGAGAAAUACGACGACAUCCCAGUGGAGGCCACAGGAAGCAACUGCCCUCCUCACAUCGAGAGUGUAAGUCUGAAAUAAGAUCAUCACACACGCCUUUGUAUAUUUAAGAUAUGUUGUUUCCCAUACUGAUGGUGUUUGUGAUGGUUUUUGUAGUUCCAUGAUGUGGACAUGGGCGAGAUCAUCAUGGGGAACAUCAAUCUGAGCCGUUACGAUCGGCCCACUCCUGUACAGAAGCACGCUAUCCCCAUCAUCAAGUCCAAGAGAGACCUGAUGGCUUGUGCUCAGACCGGUGAGCAUAAGCACCCAUUUUUCUUUCACUGUAGAUAAACCAUCUCUUUUCCGAGCUGAAUGAAUCAUAACAGUUGUUACAAAAUGGAAAGUUAUGGUCCAUUUCCUCAGGGCUCCACAGCUCUGUGAUAUUUUUAGUUUCUGCUCUAAAACUGAAUGUAUGAUCCCUGCUGUAUUUCAGGCUCUGGCAAGACCGCUGCCUUCCUGCUGCCAGUGCUGAGUCAGAUCUACACCGAGGGGCCCGGAGACGCUCUGCAGGCCCCCAAGAACACUGGACAGGUACUGGAAAAGAAAUCGACGAAGUAUAAACAGCAUUAGUAUCUGACUGUUCUGUUAAACAAAAUGUUUUGCGUUCUCAGGAGAACGGAAGGUAUGGCCGCCGCAAGCAGUACCCCAUCUCCCUGGUCCUGGCUCCAACCAGAGAACUGGCUCUGCAGAUCUACGAUGAGGCCAGAAAGGUGAGCUAAAAACAUGCAUGUAAUGAAACUUGAACUUUCUUUUAGUUAUUAGUGUAGAGACAAAAGGCAACUCUAAGCUUAACUUCUUAUCUGUCUCUUUAGUUUGCCUAUCGCUCCCGUGUGCGUCCCUGCGUGGUGUAUGGAGGUGCUGACAUCGGACAGCAGAUCAGGGACUUGGAACGAGGCUGUCACCUGCUGGUGGCCACACCUGGACGUCUGGUUGAUAUGAUGGAAAGGGGCAAGAUCGGUCUGGACUACUGCAAGUAAGUUCUGCUGAGGAUCCUCUGAGUAUUUAUUAAAAGGUAACAGUCGGACUUGGAGAUUUGUGUUCUAAUAAAUCAUGUCUCUGCAGCUACCUGGUCCUGGAUGAGGCUGACCGCAUGUUAGACAUGGGUUUCGAGCCACAGAUCAGACGUAUAGUGGAGCAGGAUACCAUGCCGCCUAAAGGCAUCCGUCAAACCAUGAUGUUCAGCGCAACCUUCCCCAAGGAAAUCCAGGUAUGUAGGCAAACGAACAACGUAAACUGCAGUUGUAGAAUGGCAGUGUUUUGCAAAGUUUAGAGGUUUAAUUGCUUAAAAGUGAUAAAAGAAAAUUUCUAUUCAUUUAUACUAUCUGUAUACUCAAGUUGUUAAAGAUUCAUCAAAUAUAUUCAAAAGUAAGGGAAGGUUUAUUUCCCUGGAGAGUAUCUUCCUCUCUGACAAUCUUGUAAUCCAGUUUUCCUGUUGUUUAGUAUAUGAAAUACAGACUAACCAAAUCUCAUUGGAAAUACUGGGGAUUUAAGAUCACUAAUCAAAAAUACAAGUAAGUCCAGAGUCCUAGUCAAGAGUCCAACAUAUUGGCAUUUACAAUAAUACCUUGUAAAACAACAAGAACUAUACAAGCCAUUUUCCAGAGGGAUUAUCUAAGCCAUCGAAAAGUGAAUAUAAACUCAAAUCAAACGGAAGUUUUCCUAUUGAGUGUUCAGUAGUUUUUCUUUUAUAUAACGGAGGAGAUGAUGUUUGUGUUGGAGAAGCUGCUGCAGUCUUUCACAGUAGAAAGAUAAACUGUCCUCCCUCUCUCGCUCUCGGUCGGUUUAUCUUGUUUUGAUGUUAAAAAUAUCUGCCUCUUAUCUGUUUGAUUUGUUUGUCGAUGUAGAUCCUGGCUCGUGACUUCCUUGAGGACUACAUUUUCCUGGCAGUGGGCCGUGUUGGUUCCACGUCCGAGAACAUCACCCAGAAGGUGGUCUGGGUAGAAGAGACCGAUAAGAGGUCUUUCCUUCUGGAUCUGCUCAAUGCCACAGGUAAGCCGGACACCCGAACACUUAGAGAACCCUUUCCACCUCCCAUGAAGGCCACUUUGGACUCUAACCCAUCAUCCUGUGUUUGUCAGUCUGCCUCAUAUCAAGCUAAUAUUGACUCUGCUGCAUCUCUGCUUACUUAACAAAUGUUGUUCAUAAUGGCCAGAGCUCGCAGUGACAGAUAUAAUAUCAGAACACACUCUCAUACAGGGGAGAAGUAGGCGCUGACAGCUGUGUGUAAGGGUUUCUCAUGAUGAUCUUAAGCUGUGAUUUCUCUGUGCUGAGUAGCCUCACAUUUACUGGCCGGUUUGGUUUUAUCUUAGUUAUUCCCAGUGAGGUUCAGGAAAAUGUGACAGAGGCCCCAGAGAAGCCCGGUAAGUAUGAACAUAUACCAUAACUUCACUCUGACCCACAAGCCAGAAACAUCACAUCCCACAGCUCAUCCUGUCCCUCGCUCCCCGGCUGACAUGCUGCCUCACUUCUGUUUGUUUCUUUCAUUUUUUACAACGAGCCGCUAGGACAUUUUAUGAUGUUUGCUUCACACUAGUCCUGAUUUAAUUUAAAAAAAAAAAAAAAAAAGAUGCAUUUUUUUAGUGUCAUCAACUCCAGCGUUAAGGUCAGCUGGCUCAACACGGCCAUGUUGGCUGGUUGUCAUAGAAAGAGCUCUCAGUUUCCAUGAGUCAGGUCUGCGCUGUUAAAUCUGUCACAACCAUCUGUUAGAGUGAGCAGAAACAGUUUCUGUGGAUCUAGGUUAGACCUCUGAUUUCUUUAAAAGGAAAGAAGGUGAAUCAUGGUAAUCUUAAAUUACUGUGUUUGAGCUGCAGAUUUAGAGUUAAAAAUGUCUCGUUUUAAAGGAACCUCCAUAAAAGCUGUAGAAGUGAAAAUGUGCAGCUGCCACCAUAAAAAUCAAAACUAAUGUGCGAUUGAUGUCAUGAACAGCUUUGUUAGAGCCCAUAUUUAGCCAUUAAGAACCAAAGUAAAGAGACGAGGGUUAGUCGCUUUAAAACCAUCUAAUUGAGCUGAUUUAGACUCCGACAUCAGUAACUCAGAUGACCAGAGGGCUUUAGUUAGCUUGAUGAGUUACUUUGUUUGGCCUCUCCCACCGUCUCCCCUCAGAUAUUUCUAUCUCAAGCUUUCUCUCUGGUCACCAUUAAUGCUAAAGAUGUAGGCUAGCAGCCCGGGAUGUACCGGUAUCAAAUUUCACAAAAACACCUCGAACUAGUUUGUAGGAUAGUAUUUAGUAUGGUAGUGCGUUACUUAGACAGUGAGGCUUUUAAAACUAGAAACACAGUCAUAACUUUAAUGCUUGGCUAAAAGAUCGAACAAAUACUCAGGGAGAAGGUGUUCAAUUUGAAGACAAUGUAGCUGAGAUGGUUUACACCUCCCCUAAAAGAAACAUUGACAAAACAACCAUAUAAGUCCUCUAAAUAGUCUAGAGCAUGAAUUACUGCAUCUGGAUUACUUGUAGUUUAUGCAGGUGCUGAAAAUCGGACUGAAGCUGUCAUAAAACGGUGUUCAGCAACUGUCCAGACCUCUGUGAUCCUCCUAAAAUGUAAGCAACCCUUCACGGUCUUCAUAGUGAACUAGGUCCAACAUUCGUUCUCAGUUUGAAUGAUAUAAAAUUGAGGAUACCGUUACAUACCCUUAAAUUUAGGCAGUGAUUCAUCAGAUAGUCCAGACUCAGGUGUUUGUAGAGCCCUAAACGUCCAAAACCUCAACACUUUCCUCUAUAUGUAAAAACUUGAUGACCUGAUCUACAUCAGGCAUGUUUUAUUUUAUGACAUCUUCCUCUGCAGCAUGAGGGACUGUGAGUGCUGCUGUAGUGAAAAUGACUCCAGUUACUUGAGAUGUUUGGUGGAUUACUCCACAAAAUUACAUUUUUAGUUGUUUUUGUAGAUUUUACAAUUUAAUCUGUGAUCAAUAAUUGUUAAGUCGUAGUUGAAGUUUUUAAUCAGAGGUGUUCGCAUGUCAACGAAAAAGAACAGUGGUUUAAAAAAUAAAGAUAUCAUUUACAACUGAAAUCUUCAUUUUGAUGCUUCAUGCUGAAAAAGAUGAAGCCAGGGUCAGUUAAUGGUUGUCCGUGAUUGUAAAGCUUCUUAUGCAACCCCUGUCUCCAUUCCUGAGUUGUCAUCUUGGGUUUUUGGUUUUUCUUUAUCUUCAUGUUUUGCAGUUGCUGACCUUUUAUUUUAGAGACAGCUUUAAGUUCUGCUCCCAUCGUCUUUGAUUUAAGAAACUUUCACCCACAUCCUCGUUCCCCUUUAUCAAUGAUUUUGUUUCUUUUUUCCCCUCUCUUCUUUUCGUGCUCUUCAUCCUGCUCUCCUCCCUCUUGUCCCCUCUCCUCGGUCUCUUAGGAAAAGACUCGUUGACUCUGGUGUUUGUGGAAACCAAGAAAGGAGCAGACGCUCUGGAGGACUUUUUGUACCGUGAGGGUUACGCCUGCACCAGCAUCCACGGAGACCGAUCCCAGAGGGACAGAGAGGAGGCUUUGCACCAGUUCAGAUCUGGACGCUGUCCCAUCCUGGUGGCUACAGCUGUAAGUAAUAAAUGCUCCAAUUUUCACUCUCCUGUUAGAGUGAAGACAUUUUUGUGGGGUUUAAAUAAAUUGAGGUCAGAUGCAGGAGUAUUUAGGGCAAAAUUCUCUGAGGCAACAUUUCUCUUAAUUCUUAAAUUCUUACUGUGUCAAACUCCCAGCAUGCUCAGAUUUAGGACUCGUUAGGCUGUUGCAACUCAACUGGGUGUGAACAGAUUUGAGCUUUUCUUAUUUGGCUUUUUGGCCCAAUAUCUAUAAUUCAUUUGAAACAGUGGAGAGUUUGGACUUUAAUCAGUCUGAUUGUGCUUUUAUAAAGUUUUUUUUAACCAUUUAAACUUUUCCAGGUGGCUGCUCGAGGUCUGGACAUCUGCAACGUGAAACACGUUAUUAACUUUGACUUGCCCAGUGACAUUGAGGAGUACGUUCACCGUAUCGGCCGUACGGGACGUGUGGGCAACCUUGGUGAGAACUUUACAGAGAACCACAUUAUAAACACAAACCCGAUAAAUGAAUCCCCAGUCUGAUGUUACUGUUAUUUUUCAUUCAGGUCUGGCCACGUCGUUCUUUAACGACAAAAACAGCAACAUAACCAAAGAUUUGCUGGACAUUCUGGUAGAGGCCAAGCAGGAGGUUCCCUCCUGGCUUGAAAGCCUGGCCUAUGAGCACCAGCAUAAGAGCAGCAGCCGUGGACGCUCCAAGAGGUAAAGAAACACACGAGUAUUUUAACCAACAUAGAUGUUUACAUAUUAGACUUGAUACGAGGAAAAUGCGGAGCUGCGUGUGUCAAUAAAGAAAGGUCAAACUCUGCCUUAAAGGUCUGUAGGGUUAAGUUUUUAACAAACAUUCCUCCUCAUUCAGGUUCUCUGGCGGAUUCGGAGCCAGGGAUUACCGUCAGACAUCCGGUGGUGGAGGAAGCUUCAACAGCAACCGUGGAGGACGAAACACUGGAGGCCACGGAGGGAACCGCGGCUUUGGUGGAGGUGAGGAAGAGAGCUUUAUUUUUUAGUUUAAACGUCUAAUUCAGUGUUCAGUUAAGACUGCAUAAAGCUUCUGUUUUAACCCUGUAACAAUAUGUUGCAUCAUACAGGGAGUUUAUGCAUCUAACCAUCCUCAAAUUACUCAGUUGAAACACAUAAUUUGGUGUGAGAAAAACAAAAAGAAAAAUGCUCCUUUUGAGCAGUGAUGGUUAUAGAAGUUUUUCCUGUAUGCUUCAAACACUGUUGUUAAAUCAUUUCUGAGCACUAGCAGCAUCUCUUGACUUUAAAAUCAUACCUGGACAUUUUCUGCUCCCUGACUGACCUCUGACCUCGGCCUUUUGCAGGUGGCUUCGGCGGCAACUUCUACAGCAACGACGGCUACGGAGGAAACUACAGCCACUCUGGUAGUGUGGAUUGGUGGGGCAAUUAGUCGCCAUAGGAACAGGUUGCCCUGCCAACCCAGCCCAAUGGAAACCACAUGUUAACUUAAGCCAGACCAUACCAAACCCUCCCUGUGUAGCUUCACUGACACACAGUACAUUACCAACCCUGGUUCUCUGCCAUUCGCUUCUCUGUCAAAGGAAGUGCAGCACGACGCGAAGGAAAGUCACCAGCACGUGCUAAAACGCACCGGAGAGCGCAGAGACUCGCACACCUCAGAGUGAGCAUGGAUGCUGACAUGCAUAGUCCGAUAGCAACUUCGGACUCUCAUUGUUCAAAGUAUUUUUGUUCUUUUUGUGGAAAAAAAAAACCCAAUCGAAUAACCUGAGGAUCAUUUGUAUGUUAAUGUACUGUGCCUUUGGAAUUGAAACAGGAAAUCUAUGUUUUCAUUUCACCAGACGAACAUGGCCAAGAGCUCUAAAAAAAAAAAUUUGAUUUGAGGAUUCUUUUGUUUGGUGAAAACUAUUAGGAAGGUCAAAUAAGCUUGGACUUAAUCAAACCUUGGCAAACACUGGGAUUUCGUGGCUCUGAGUCAUGAAUCCAUUUGAACUUCAAAUUAAUCGCAGGAACAUCAUGUAGCCUUUUUCUAGUGGAACAGCUUCUGGAGCCAUUUCUCCGUCUAAUCAAACUGGGCCACUCUGUGAAGCAACUGUAUUUGACUCCUUCGGGGACAAAGUUACAUUUGUUUUUCUUUUUUCUUUUUAUUUUGCUCACUCUAUCCUGGACAGGCUCCUUUAAACGGGUGUGACAGUCAUUCCUAACGAAAUCUUAACAAACACAGAAGUCAUUAAAGCUCAGUGCCGGCACACGCUGAGGUUUAAACGGAAUAAUCUCUGCUUGGAAACUUGUUACUCCACAUUUUUCAAUUGACUCGUUGACAGUGUUACGACAGCUAGUAUAUGAUCGAGUGCUAGCUACACGAAGUGGGCGGUGUUUUUUGUUUCUUUCUACUUGAGACAUUUUUGGUGCAGGUGUGUGCGAAAUUGAAAAACUGACACCUCUUCAGUUUUUCGAUUUUUGAAUCGUUUCUCUACAAAUAUGUAACAAAACAAAAAAUGCCUGCCAUCUUGAAAGUGAAGUUCAAAAUGGCUGCACAAAGGACCACAGCAUCGGGGGCACAGCGCGGUGUUAGUGUUUAACCACGAGGCUCAGAUGGUAUUCUACGCUUGCAAGUGUUUUGUUUUUUGGUCAAGGAAGGAAAGGCAGGAGAAUUGAGUCGCAGGCUUAACUUAAUUACCAAACGUUUUCUCUUUUCAAGCUGCGUUGGAGGCACGGUUCAUCUUAAUAAAAGAGACAGGCAUUCUGAUGAUCACUGAGGUUCAAACGGCGGCGCAGAGUGCUCAGCGGCACUCGAGACACUCGGGUUGGGGGGUGGGUAGCAGAUUUCAGUGCACCGCCGUCAUUUCGCAGCUUUGGUUCCUCCAUCGCUGCGUCGUCUAACUGUGGAGGUGGCCAAAGAUCAGGGAGGGAGGGGGGGGAUGUCCACCUCUUUGUUAUUAACGUACUGUCAGGUCGUCUGAGUCUAUCUGCUCAGAUGUUUCUAAAAAUCCAGAGCAGGCUUUUCCUCUCAAAGAGGAGCAGCCAUGGAGAAGGAGGGGAGACGGGGCGUCUCACCCCCAGCUCUCCUCGCUGGCUGUGUUGUGCCUUGAAACCUUUUUUUGUUUUUUAAGAAAUUGAACUAAAAGCGGAUGCACUGACAGUGUUGAGAACUUGAGAUUGAAUGGUGCUACUUGAUUUAGGUGUGUAGGCCCUUGUACGUCGUGCCCAUCAAGUUUUACAAAAAGUUCUUUUAUUGCACAUCUAGAGUUUUAUAUAGAUGUUUUGGAUAUGUGUCCUUAAGCUUCCAAAUAUUGUGUGUGAGGAGAUUGUUGACAAACGCAGCUUGUUUACAAAGGGGAAGGGUUCUCAACGUUUAAACCAGGAUUUAUUUGGGACCAGGGGAUUUAGCAGUCGGGGGAAUUUAGCCAUUUGCACAGAUUUCUAGAUUCUACUUUUGCUGCUAGUUUUGUGUAAUUUAUUAAGCAUUUUUGACAAAUAUUUAUUUUUGUAAGCCUCAAAGUGAUUCUUUGAAAGUUUCAGAAACUUGACCAAAAGACAGUAACAAAAACACUGGCACUUGAAUGUUGAAUGUCACCUGUAUGCGUGAAAUUUAUAUAUUUCGGGGUAGUGUGAGCUUUUUAAUGUUUAAAUAAGAUACAUUGGACUCAGUCAGUAAUAUCCACAGCUGUUUCAGGCCUCCUCAGGGCCAGUCAUCUCUUUAUGAUAAUUGGUCGACAAAAUUUGAAAUGGAAUUGAACAAACAUGCCAAGGUUUGGAAUAUAGCUGUCAAAAGAGCAAAUAAAUUUCCGAAGCAUAU